Moneuplotes crassus is the source of this 454-nucleotide messenger RNA. Lineage: Eukaryota; Ciliophora; Spirotrichea; Euplotida; Euplotidae. The record is from the annotation of a GenBank genome assembly.
UAAAUGGAGUUUCAGCGUCAAGCACUGAUAGCUUCUGUGUUUAUGAUAGUGAUACCAUUUAGUGCAUUCUUUUACACCAGGAACUAUCUAAGAGAAAAUGUAUUCAAGCACGAGGAGUAUUACACUUCAUUAAAGAAUAAGAGCCAGCUGAUUGAUACCUACUCUGCCAUAGCAGCAGUGAUAGGAGUUUGGAUAGUAAUAGUAGGGGUCAUACUGGUUAAACAUUCGGAUGACUUCAUUGAGAUAUGCUGAAGAGGGAGGGGAAAUCAGAUUUAUGAAGGUGAAGAAGUCCCUGAUAAAUGGUUAAAAGAGGACGAGUCCGAAGAAGAAACUGAGAUGGAGAAGACAAAUAAGAAUAGGAAAAAUAAAAAGAAAAACCGGAAGAAGAAUAAGAGAAAAACAAAUUAAGGAUUAAUAGGUUUAGAGUAGUAUGAUUCAUUAUAUUGGAUAUUCA